AACCUUCUUACCGGCCGAUCGUGGAUCCCCAGCUAAAAACGUACUGAACUGAAGAAAUGCCAAUGUCGACUUCUUCUUCUCCACCUUUCCCAUCCGACGCGGAGAAGAAUUGGAGUGUGCAGCAAUGGAGGAGGAAGAAGAUUACGCCCAGAAGCCACUGCUCGCUACUUCAUCAUCAUCAUCUUCAUACGACCUGGUGAAAAAAACAGGGAAUUUCUGGACUACAACUGCCCAUAUAAUCACAGCGGUGAUAGGGUCAGGGGUUCUGUCGUUGGCAUGGAGUGUGGCUCAGCUGGGAUGGAUUGGAGGCCCUCUUUCAAUGCUGAUCUUUGCAGCAGUCACUGUGUUGUCUUCAUGGCUGCUUGCCGAUUGCUACAGGUCACCUGAUCCAGAGACAGGGUCCAUCAUCAACCACACCUAUAUGCAAGCUGUAAGGCAGCACUUAGGCUAGAAGCAGCUUCAUGUAAGGAAAUCCUUGGUAGCCAUGGAAGGAGUUAAAAUUUUACAUGGAGGCAGGCACAACUAGAACAAGAUAUGUAUCCUGUUUGGAUUGAGGAAAAAGAAGGAGCUGAAUUUAUAUUGUUCUUUUUUUUCCUUUC
Nymphaea colorata (pocket water lily) is the source of this 599-nucleotide messenger RNA. RefSeq names its product amino acid permease 3-like. The record is from RefSeq and is a predicted model, not a curated record. Gene Ontology annotation, cellular component: plasma membrane. The transcript is spliced from 3 exons. Lineage: Eukaryota; Viridiplantae; Streptophyta; Magnoliopsida; Nymphaeales; Nymphaeaceae. The coding region runs from base 125 to 451 and encodes 108 amino acids.